Messenger RNA from Verticillium nonalfalfae, 882 nucleotides. RefSeq lists its product as uncharacterized. Lineage: Eukaryota; Fungi; Ascomycota; Sordariomycetes; Glomerellales; Plectosphaerellaceae. Gene Ontology annotation, cellular component: nucleus. The record is from RefSeq and is a predicted model, not a curated record. The coding region runs from base 1 to 882 and encodes 293 amino acids. Gene Ontology annotation, molecular function: RNA binding. The transcript is spliced from 5 exons.
AUGGCGACUGCCGGGGGUGCAUCGAGUAUUAUUACGCAGGUGCAGCAGGGCGGGCCGCCCGUCAACGCUAUCGGAGAUGUUGGUGCGGACGAGACUAUCACGAUGGAUCUCCGAGGCACAAGAUUCGUAUUAUCGCGAGAUGAGCUUCUGACUUUGCCAGAGUUUGUUCUACUAUCCUUGUUCCCCAACGGACUGUUCCCAGAAGGGCAAAUGGGUGGGUUUGCAGAUGGAGAUGCUGUCCAGGUUGAUUAUGAUCCUGUAUCGCUGCAGUACAUGCUGGACUUCUUUCGCAACGUGGCCCAAUCAAUUCCCAUGGAAUCGUCGCCCAAUGCUUCGCAAGAUGGCGACGCCGUGCCUCUUGAGCCAUUGGGAUCCCGAGACGACGCUUCUCGGCGGGCUGGAAUCAUAGUCUUGCGAGAAGACCUCGACUUCUAUGUCAUUCCUCCUCGUCCGGAUGUCGGGCAACUUGAGAUGAUCGAGAUCAAAAGAGCCGCUGCCAAGGCGUUACUGAGUCAAGGGGGUAUCUUCUCUGGGCUGAAGCGGAGUGAUGAGCCGGGUACGACCGAGGCACACCUUAUUGAGAUGCUGACAGCUGGCGGGUUUAACCAUGAUGAUUCAUGGGGUCACCGGGCGGGAGAGCCCAACAAGGCGGUGGUGUGCAGCCUUGCUCUGGCACGCCUGCGUAGUGAUAUCAGAGGUAGUGAGAUGGGCAGCAACGCGGUUGGUAUGGCUCAGAAACUCCUCCUCUUCUGGCGGAAACCUGCUAGGAGGUGCUGGUGGGAAGGUGUUGAGCUUGAGGAUGUUGAGGGUGUCGAGGGAAAGCUCAAGGUGUGGAUCAGGCGUGUCUGGACCCUCGAAAUGAGUGUUAUUGGCCUUCGUUGA